AUGACGUCCGCGACACAAGUCAAGUCGUUGAGGGAUCUGCUGGGUGCGCCCGCGGCGACGGCCUCUCCCGACGACAGCACGCUGAUCAUCAUUGACGCGCAGAACGAAUACGCCGAGGGACACCUCAAGACCGUCAACGUGGAGCAGACCCGCAAGGCCAUCGCCUCGUUGUUGGAGAAAUACCGCGCCGCCGGCGACGGGAAGAACAUUGUGCACGUCGUGCACAAGACGCCCGACGGGGCGCCGGUGUUCACGCCCAACACGGCCCUAGCCGAGGAAUUUGACGAGUUAAAGGCCCGGCCUGGCGAGAAGGUGGUCGAGAAGCAAGCCAUCUCGAGCUUCACGAACACGGAUCUGCAUGAGUAUCUGAGCAGCCUCGGCGACAGGGGCAAGAAGACCGUCCUGGCGGGGUACAUGGCUCACGUGUGCGUGAGCACGACGGCUCGACAGGGGAACGAUCUCGGGUACAAUGUCGUGCUGGCAGGGGAUGCGAUCGGAGACCGAGAUAUCCCUGGGAUCAGUGGUUCCGAGGUCACGGAGGCGACGUUGAAGGAGCUGAGCGAUGCGUUUGGCACGGUCGUGAAGAGUUCGGAUAUCAAGUAG
Molecule: messenger RNA, 603 nt
Organism: Cladophialophora yegresii CBS 114405
Lineage: Eukaryota; Fungi; Ascomycota; Eurotiomycetes; Chaetothyriales; Herpotrichiellaceae
Exons: 2
Coding region: 1-603 (200 amino acids)
Source: RefSeq, a predicted model, not a curated record